This is a messenger RNA of Candoia aspera, 1732 nucleotides long. RefSeq names its product quinone oxidoreductase-like protein 2. Gene Ontology annotation, cellular component: mitochondrion. Lineage: Eukaryota; Metazoa; Chordata; Lepidosauria; Squamata; Candoiidae. The record is from RefSeq and is a predicted model, not a curated record. Gene Ontology annotation, molecular function: oxidoreductase activity. The transcript has 10 exons. Bases 28 to 1155 code for a protein of 375 amino acids.
GCGCUGGGGGUGCCUUAUCAGGGCGGCAUGGCGAGGGUGAGCGGAUGCACGGCGCUGCGUUGGGGCCUGGGGGCCAGGAGCGCUUCCAGGUUGGCGUGCGGCAGGAAGAACAUUUUUGGCCCAAAAUCAUGGGAACCCAUUUCUCCAGGCAGCGUUAUCUUCCUGCAGCCCCAAAGGACCUAUCGAGCAGCACUCUGCACUGAACUGAAAAAGCCAUUGGUUGUUAGGGAUGUCCCAUCUGCUUUACUUCAGCCGCAAGAGGUCAGAAUUCGUGUCCGUUGCUGUGGAGUCAAUUUUGCUGACAUACUGGCCUGCCAGGGUCUUUACCAAGAACAGCAUUCCCUCCCGCUCACCCCAGGAAUGGAAUACUCAGGAGAUGUGGUGGAGACUGGGAAAGCUGUCACCAACAUCAAAGAGGGGGACUGUGUCAUUGGUGUGACUAACGGAAAAGCUCUGGCGGAGGAAUACACUGCAGAUCCAAAGUUGCUUUGGAAAAUCCCCCAAGGAAUACCUUAUGAAGCAGCUGCAGCACUGCCUACUUCUUAUGGGACAGCCAUCUUGGCCUUGAAACACAGAGCACAAACACAGCCAGGAGAAACUGUUCUGGUGACUGCAGCUGCUGGUGCCACAGGACUUGCAGUUGUGGAUGUGGCAGCUAAUGUUCUUAAGGCAAAGGUGAUAGCAGCAGCAGGAAGUGACAGUAAAUGCAGCCUGGCUAUCCAGAAGGGAGCUGUGGAGAGUGUGAAUUACAGUGCGGCUAGUCUGAGAGAAGAGGUGAAGAAACUGACAGCAAACAAGGGAGUUGAUGUGGUUGUUGACACCGUUGGCGGGGACAUCUUCAAGCAGGCAUUGCAUAGUCUGGCUUUUGAAGGCAGAAUUGUGGUGGUUGGUUUUGCCGGAGGAACUAUACCUUCCAUUCCAACCAAUAUACUGCUUCUGAAAAACAUCUCUGCUCUGGGACUAUUCUGGGGCCGGUACCGGGAUGAAGAGUUCCCAGUCUUCUCCGCAACCAUUUCUUCAGCUCUUUCAUAUUACCAAGAUGGUAAAAUCCAGCCUCACAUAGGAAGAGUGUUCAAACUGGAGGAGGUAAAUGAAGCCUUUGCACAUGUGACCCAACGUAAAUCUACAGGAAAGGUUGUCAUCUCAAUUAAUUAAGCCUCCUUUUCUUGGGGAAAUGUACCCAUGUGCUACAUCCUGCUGAAGAGAGAAGUGACCAUUGUCACUAAAUUCAGAUCAUUUAGCACGUGACAGGCCUUUUUGGAUUACAGAAGAAAACUUUCUAGCCUAACCCACUCAUUGAUUUUCUAUCACUUCUGUAGCUUCUAUCUAUCAGACCCCAAAGUUGGUGAUUGGUCAACCCUUGCCUAUUCUUAUUCCAGCUUUUCUGCUGUUGGAGCUGCAAUAAUGCUAGAUAUGUGCAGACACCUUAGUAUACUUUUGCCCAGGGCAGUGUCCUCCUCUGAAGCUUUUAAGCCAGGUCUGUGACCAGGAGACACAGGAGCUAAUUCUGUUAUUUGGGCUUCGAAGAUUUGGCCAUAUAACCUUAAGGGGCUCUGCCUGAUAAGAAUUGUAUGCAUGAUACUAGAAUAAAAUGCAGCAAUAAUGGAGUGGAACUGUUUUUAUUGUUCUUCUCAGUAUCUGGGGGGUUCCUUUUGAUAUAUAAAAAAGAUUGGAGUGGAAUAGGAAUGUUGGGAAAGACUAUUGUCAUCUUGAGGAAAGUCAAAAUGAUGAC